ACUUGCAACUAUAAAUAUAUAACAACACACUCAUACAAAAUAUCCCACCACAUAAUAAUUACACAAUGGCUACAAUUCUCUUCUCACUCUACACCAUCUUCUUCUACUUCUUCUUCUUCUUCACACUAACCCAAGGGUUACACAACCCUAACCCUAACCCUAAUCGGGACGAAGGCUCGAACCUCCAGCUCAUCCAUGCCAACAGCCCCAUCUCCCCCUUCCGCCGUAACACGCCGCCGCUAUCGUGGGAGGACUCCGUCCUCCAAAUGCAGUCCGCCGACCAGGCCCGCCUCCAGUUCCUGUCCAGCCUCGUCGUCGGCGCCGCCGCACGGACAAUAGUGCCGAUUGCCUCCGGCAGGGCGGUGACGCAGAACCCGACGUACAUUGUCAGGGCCAAGAUCGGCACGCCCGCGCAGACGCUGCUCAUGGCCGUCGACACCAGCAACGACGCCGCGUGGGUCCCGUGCGCCGGCUGCGUCGGCUGCUCCUCCGCCGCCGCCUUCGACCCCUCCAAGUCCGCCACCUUCAAGCCCGUCGCCUGCGGCGCGUCGCAGUGCAGCCAGGUACCGAAUCCAAGCUGCGGAGGCACCACAUGUGGCUUCAACUUAACAUACGGCGGCUCAGCCAUCUCCGCCACCCUGGUCCAGGACAACAUCACCUUAGCCACUGACUCGAUCGCCACGUACACCUUCGGCUGCAUCCAAAAAGCGACCGGUUCAUCGCUUCCGGCACAAGGGUUAUUGGGCUUGGGCCGAGGCCCAUCUUCUCUAAUGUCACAAACAUCAAGCCUCUACCAAUCCAUAUUCUCUUAUUGCUUGCCGGGCUAUAAAUCGCUCAACUUUACCGGGUCGUUGAGAUUGGGACCCGUUUCCCAGCCCAAGAAGAUCCGAACCACCCAAUUGUUGAAAAACCCGAGACGAUCGUCUUUCUACUAUGUGAAUCUUGUGGGUAUUCGGGUCGGCCGAAGAGUUGUCACUAUCCCUCCCAGCGCUUUUGCUUUUGAUCCCGCUUCUGGAGCUGGAACCGUCUUUGAUUCAGGUACAUUUAAGCCUUUAUAAAUUAAUACAGUCGGG
This is a messenger RNA of Erythranthe guttata (spotted monkey flower), 1073 nucleotides long. The record is from RefSeq and is a predicted model, not a curated record. Lineage: Eukaryota; Viridiplantae; Streptophyta; Magnoliopsida; Lamiales; Phrymaceae.